AUGGCGUUUCAAGAAGAAUUCGAAAUGAGUGUGAACGAGAACAUGCAGGAUGACGAUCAGCACGGUCGCGCGCCAUCGUUCGACGACGGCAAAGGAGCAGACAUGAAAAAAGGCCACUUCCACGAGACCGAGGCAGAGGACUUCAACGAUAAGAAGGAUCAACCACCACCACGAUUCUCAACCCUCAUGGGCGUCGCGCCGAAACCUGCACCACCGCCGCCACCACCGCCGCCACCUCCGCCUCCUCCACCUCCGCAAUUCUACCACGAGUACUACCUUCCUCCUCGCGAGCCAAGACGAGGAGUCCACCUCUCGAUGCCCAUCUUCAUCGUCUUCGUCCUCGUCCUCUUCUUCGAGAGCACCCUCCUCUUUGCAUACACCAUCUUCGGCAUGUACUACAACGCACCGAGCGGCAUGUUCUCCUGGUCGCAAAGCAACACGACGAUUGCGGACUGCGCUUGCGACAGCAGCAGCCCAACUUUCAACAUCAUCAUGCCCAGUGCCAAUGCGGGCAGCAUCACGGUCACUCCGACCUCGAGCACCUCUGCAGCGUCCACAACGUCCACAACCACAGAUGCUAAGCUCGUAGCCUCUGGCAUCCUCAGUGCUCUCGCAGGUGGCAUUGAGAGUGCGCAGGAUAGCGUGAGCGUCACAGUCACUUCGGAGGGAUCUGCCAGUGCCCCGGCAGCAACGACUUCUGGUGGCUCGUAA
Molecule: messenger RNA, 711 nt
Organism: Zymoseptoria tritici IPO323
Lineage: Eukaryota; Fungi; Ascomycota; Dothideomycetes; Mycosphaerellales; Mycosphaerellaceae
Exons: 2
Coding region: 1-711 (236 amino acids)
Source: RefSeq, a predicted model, not a curated record